Penicillium malachiteum is the source of this 1104-nucleotide messenger RNA. RefSeq names its product GTP-binding protein RBG1. The record is from RefSeq and is a predicted model, not a curated record. Gene Ontology annotation, cellular component: cytoplasm. NCBI's taxonomy places the organism in Eukaryota, Fungi, Ascomycota, Eurotiomycetes, Eurotiales, Aspergillaceae. Gene Ontology annotation, biological process: cytoplasmic translation. The transcript is spliced from 9 exons. The coding region runs from base 1 to 1104 and encodes 367 amino acids. Gene Ontology annotation, molecular function: GTP binding; GTPase activity.
AUGUCUACCACAAUGGACAAGAUCAAGGAGGUAGAGUCCGAGAUGGCUCGAACUCAGAAGAACAAGAACACCUCAUAUCACUUGGGUCAAUUGAAGGCUAAGCUUGCUAAGCUCAAGCGAGAGCUUCUGACACCCACUGGUGGAGGUGGUGGCGGUGGUGCCGGUUUCGAUGUCGCACGUACCGGUGUUGCUAGUGUUGGCUUCAUUGGCUUUCCUUCCGUUGGAAAGAGUACAUUGAUGAGCAGACUCACUGGCCAGCACUCCGAAGCUGCCGCUUACGAAUUCACGACCCUUACGACUGUGCCUGGACAGGUUAUGUACAACGGUGCCAAAAUUCAGAUUCUCGAUCUUCCCGGUAUUAUUCAGGGUGCCAAGGACGGCAAGGGUCGUGGUCGUCAGGUUAUUGCUGUUGCGAAGACUUGCCAUUUGAUCUUCAUUGUUCUCGACGUGAACAAGCCUUUGGUCGACAAGCGAGUUAUCGAGAACGAAUUGGAGGGCUUCGGUAUUCGUAUCAACAAGUCACCCCCGAACAUCAACUUCAAGAAGAAGGACAAGGGUGGUAUCGCCAUUACUAGCACUGUGCCUUUGACCAACAUCACUCCAGAUGAAAUCAAAGCUGUCAUGAGCGAGUACAAGAUUACCUCCGCUGAUAUCGCUAUUCGAUGCGACGCGACCAUUGACGAUUUGAUUGAUGUUCUCGAGGCUCGCAGCCGAAGCUACAUUCCCGUGGUCUAUGCGCUCAACAAGAUCGAUGCCAUCUCCAUCGAGGAGCUGGAUCUUCUUUACCGAAUCCCUAACGCCGUGCCCAUCAGUUCUGAACACGGCUGGAACGUCGACGAGCUGUUGGAGAUGAUGUGGGAGAAGCUUAACCUGCGACGAAUCUACACCAAGCCUAAGGGCAGAGCGCCUGACUACACAGCACCUGUGGUUCUUCGUUCCUCAGGAUGCACAGUGGAAGACUUCUGUAAUGCCAUUCAUCGUACGAUCAAGGAUCAAUUCAAGCAUGCCAUUGUGUAUGGCCGUUCCGUGAAGCAUCAACCCCAGCGUGUUGGUCUUGCCCACGAGCUGGCUGACGAAGAUAUUGUUUCCAUUGUUAAGCGGUAA